Cladophialophora psammophila CBS 110553 is the source of this 2433-nucleotide messenger RNA. RefSeq lists its product as uncharacterized. Gene Ontology annotation, biological process: proteolysis. Lineage: Eukaryota; Fungi; Ascomycota; Eurotiomycetes; Chaetothyriales; Herpotrichiellaceae. The coding region runs from base 1 to 2433 and encodes 810 amino acids. The transcript has 3 exons. The record is from RefSeq and is a predicted model, not a curated record. Gene Ontology annotation, molecular function: serine-type peptidase activity.
AUGGCAAAGAGCCUCUGGAAAAUAUGCGCCCUCGCGAUUGUUUUCGCCCGGGGCACCGCCGGCAGUACUACCAUCACCUCUCCUCCCAAGGCCAUUUCACCACGAGCAACCGGAACAUCGUCACCAGUGGCAUCAGCAUGUGCAGCCGCAUCCAGUGCCUCGAAAAAAUAUCAGGUCGACCAUCCUGAAGCUACAAAUAUAUUCAUACCCGCCGAGCUUGCCUAUAACUGCAUGAGAUCGGUUCCGAACUACCAAGAACCUGCGCUCCGCUUGCUGAACUCGUUGCGGACCUAUCUCGAGUUUCAAAGUAACAAAGAGUAUCUGCUAAACCCACCACAGGGGUACCUCUUUCCAAGCCUGGAUCUCGAUGGAGAGUUUGACACUAUACAGAAAAAGGUGGAGGCGGGAGCAUAUGAGAGCGAGUAUGACAUGCAGGUGGAUAUCUUCGCAUUGUUGACUGCGGCGCGGGACGGACACCUUUCAUGGAAUGGAGAUUUAAUGGGCGCAUUCAUGUUUCGUCGUGGUGCUGCACUGGCUGCUGUCUCGUCAGACGGAGAGGAGAUCCCGCAAGCGACAGGCGAUCUUACAGUGCAAGAUGCUACGGGCAAGCGAGGCCCUGUGACCGGAUACGCUCCUUCACCGGUCAAGAGUAUUGAUGGCAUCGACGUCGUGUCUUUUCUCUUAACCCAAUCCAUGAUCUUCAGGUCCCAAGACCCUGAUGUUCUAUGGAACAUGCUGUUUGCCACGCCAGCCCUUCAGUGGAACCCGUUAUUUCAAUUCCCAGUUUUUUACCCGGGACCCUCAACAAAUGUAACAUUUGCCAAUGGGACUACCUUCCAAUACCCGAACGAUGCUUUAGUCAAUUUACCUCUGGAUGGUGUGAACACAGGAGACGACGCCUUCUCCGUCUUCUGUUCCGAGGCCUUUGACACGUACACACAGACAGACUAUGCCAGCACCACCAGCAGCGCAGCUUCCACCACUUCACAAGCACCUGCAACAACUGAGGCACCACCAAGCUCACCAACCAUUCCUGGAUACCCAUACCCAGUGAUUAAGCAUAGCGCAGGCUCGGUUGCUGGGUAUUACCUGAAUGAUACUGGCCUUACCGAUGUGGCUGUCCUUCAAAUUAUCGGAUUUGAGGCCGCGAACAGUGAUUUGCAAGAAUAUGAGCGGGAAUUUCAGUCAGUGGUAGAAAAGUUUCUCGACGCCUCGGUCAAAACGGGAAAGAGGAAGUUGAUAAUUGACCUCCAGGGUAAUGGGGGCGGCUUCGUCGACCUUGGCACCGAUACCUUUGCGCAACUCUUCCCAUCAAUCGCACCCAAUUCGAAGUCGAACAUGCGUGACCAUCUCGGAUUCUGGAUCCUGGGCAAUACUGCAUCCGCAAGUGUUCGGGCCGACCUAAAAACCUCCGACGUCACGGAUGAACAGCAGGAUGAGCAUAACUAUACCCCACUGGCAUAUCAGACGGUCGUUAGUUACCAGUUUUACGAUUUCCCUGAUUUCGAGACAUACUAUGGGCCAUACCCAGCGUACGGCGGGAACUUCACUGCCUUUUUCCAGAAUAAUUACACGGACGAGACUUCUUCAGACUUCGAGGGGACUGGUAUAGUCAUUACAGGAACGAAUAACCGCACGGGAUAUCGACAACCCUUUGCGGCACAGGAUAUUAUCGUACUUACUGACGGCUUCUGUGCCAGUACCUGCACAGUGUUCUCCGAGUAUCUGAAAAGUUAUGCCGGUGUGCAAUUUAUUGCAGUGGGAGGGCGACCACAAACAGGCCCAAUGCAGGCAGUUGGUGGCGUGAAAGGCAGUCAGAUCUUUGAAUUCCCUAGCCUGGCAAUGUGGAGUGAUCUAUUCCACAACCCGAACAACUCAUAUUUGGACCUGGCGAAUGGCACAAUCUGGGAGAACUUCACCUACGAGCCCUAUUUACGAACAUCAGGCGCAGCAUCAGGCGGCGCCGGCGGUGGAGUAAAUGGACGCAACCAUUUCCGGAUCGGUGAUCAGACGAAUACUCCUCUUCAAUUCGUGUACGAAGCUGCUGACUGUCGUAUUUGGUACACCAGAGAGAUGGCCUACGAUCCGACAUUCAUUUGGUCACGAGUGGCGACCAUGGCUUUUCAGGAGCGAAAAGGAACACAGUUCAAUUCGAAAUACUGCAUCGCAAACAGCACAGGACACCCGACCAGUAUCUCUGGCGGGUGGAAGGGUCCAUGGUUAGGGCCACAAGAACCGCCGGCAAAUGCCAGGGCGACGGUCAGCGGUUGGAAGUUAGAAGGCAAACCUCUUCAAGCAUUGCCACCAGGACAUUCGACGACGGACUCGGCACAGACGGGCACGAGCUCACACCCAAGCUCAAAAGGGUCGAACCCGACCUCAACUCCGCGCAGUGGAACAGACACGGUCUUUGGAAAACAACGCCGUGGCUGA